UGUGUGUGUGUGUGUGACACAGAGGAGGAGGAAGACGUGUGUGUGUGUGUAUCCACUGACUGACUGACUGUUUAUCGUUGUAGUUGAACCGGACAGUUAUGGGAGCUGUACUGGGAGCCUUGUCCUGCGUGAGUUGGGUGCCAUGUCUGUGCAGCAGUGCAACAUGUCUGAUGUGCAGCUGCUGUCCAAACAGCAGAAACUCCACUGUGACCAGAAUCAUCUAUGCCGCCAUCCUGCUGCUUGGGACCAUUGUGGCGUGCAUUAUGCUGUCGCCGGGUGUGGAUGAGCAGCUAAAAAGAAUCCCAGGCUUCUGUAAAGAAGGUGCAGGCUCUUCUAUCCCCGGCCUGAACGCAGACGUCAACUGUGAAAUGUUUGUUGGCUACAAGGCUGUGUACCGUGUCUGCUUUGGAUUGAGCAUGUGGUUCUUGAGCUUUUCCAUCCUCACGAUUAAUAUCAAGAACAGCAGAGACCCCCGUGCUGCCAUUCACAACGGAUUUUGGUUCUUUAAGUUUGCUGCCUUGGUCGCAGUCACAGUUGGCGCCUUUUACAUUCCAGAUGGGCCUUUUACCUUCGUGUGGUUUGUGGUGGGCUCUGCUGGAGCUUUCUGUUUCAUUCUGAUUCAGCUGGUGUUGCUGGUGGACUUUGCCCACUCGUGGAAUGAGUCCUGGGUGGACAGGAUGGAGACUAGCAGCUCCAGAGUCUGGUAUGCAGCUCUGCUGGUGGUUACAGUGCUCAACUACAUACUGUCGUUGACUGCAGUUGUACUGUUCUUCAUCUUCUACACUAAGCCUGAUGGAUGCUUCGUCAACAAGUUCUUCAUCAGCUUCAACAUGUUGUUCUGCAUAGUGGCCUCGGUUGUCUCUGUGCUGCCCAAAGUACAGGAAUCCCAGCCACGUUCAGGUCUUCUACAGUCCUCCAUGAUCACCCUGUACACCAUGUUUCUGACCUGGUCUGCCAUGACGAAUGAGCCUGACCGAGCAUGCAACCCCAGCCUGCUGAGUAUCUUCCAACAGAUCGCAGCUCCCACGCUGACUCCUCUGGAGAUGGAGAACCAGACAGCUGUGGUGAUCAUUGGCACAGAGGAACCUGUCCUCAACUCUCCAUACCUGCAGUGGUGGGAUGCUCAGAGUAUUGUGGGGCUUGUCAUAUUUGUGCUGUGCAUCCUCUACUCCAGCAUUCGUUCAUCCAGCACCAGUCAGGUGAACAAGCUGACCAUGGCCUCCAAAGACUCAGCCAUCCUGGCUGAGAGCGGCAGCAGCCCCGACCUCUCAGAGGAGUUGACUGCACCCAGGCGGGUGGAGGAUAAUGAGCAGGACCUGGUUCAGUACAGCUACUCCUUCUUCCACUUCAUGCUCUUCCUGGCCUCACUGUACAUCAUGAUGACCCUCACCAACUGGUACAGUCCUGAGGCAGACUAUACUGUCACCAGCAAGUGGCCAGCAGUGUGGGUGAAGAUCUCCUCUAGCUGGGUGUGUCUGACUCUGUACAUCUGGACACUGGCGGCCCCCUUGAUCCUCACCAACCGAGACUUCAGCUAAGACUCCAGCUAUAAUGCCUAAAUAUUACAGUCAGAUUUCUUUUCUUUUCUUUUUUUACACUUUUAAUGUGUCACAUGAAAAGAAAUUGGGUGUUUUGUCUGUAGUCUCUUUCCAAACUUUGUACAUCAACAUAGCAUUCUCUAUGCUCUAACAACAUUCAGAAUAAUUGAUGAGUAAAAUCUUUAUUUUUAACAAUAAGAACGUUCUAUUACAAUAAUCUUUAUUACAGUAUUUACACUGUUUGUCAGUUGUGAGUGAAUAGUUUACUGAUAUGCCUUCCAAUGCCCAAUGUGUCUUUAAAAAGGUAAACUAUAAGAGUCAUGUUAAGUACAAUGAUGUAGUAAAUCUGAUAAUGACGCAUUUCUACAUUAUGACUUGAAGUCCGUUUACAUUUCUGCCAAACAUGAUAUUAUGGAGCGUCUUUAAGAUAUGAUUGUAAAGUUUCAGUUUAGAAAAUGAACCCAUACAGUGUCAGACCAUAGAUGUAUUAAUCGAAAUGAUAUGGAAGAGCUUUUUCUGAUAUUUCUUUUAAUAUUUUUUCAUUUUGUUUAAUGGUGAAAUAUGUUUAUUAAUCAUUGGUCAAAUGCCUUUGUAAGCCAAAGUGAUUGACUGUACUAUCUGAUUAUUUCUUUGAAAGUUUCUUUUGUUUAAAAGGUAAAUGUUUCGUUCCCUUUGACUCACAAGAACAAGUUCAUGUACAGAAGGAAAAAGUAAAUACCUUACACAAAGACACAAAUAUAAGAGGCAGAGUCAGUCCAACGAUAGAUGUGACAAGCAGCAGACUGACGACUCUUUAUCAUCAUGUUUCAGUUCUACCUGGUUUAUUCUUUGUUCACUAACAGUUUGGUAAUAUAUUUUCAAUUGUUACAGGGAAGUAAUAUUAUUGUAAUACCAUCCAAGAAUAAUCAAAAAGUAAAGGUAAUAAGUAGUAGAGAGUGUUUAUGGCAAUUAAUUCGAUUCACAAACAUUUUCCUGUGGCGAUUUUACAUUGAUGGUGGGCCAUAGUAAUUCUCAUGACCAAGCCAUAACCUUGAUAGUACUUUGGAAAUAACAUGGUAUUACUUUAUUGUUUUUAAAAAUUGGAUGGUAUUACCAUAAUGUUGACCCCUUUUACAAAGUUAAAACCAUACCAUUACAACAUUGUUAUUGUAAAGUGUUACCCUUUGUUCUCCUUCUGCCUCAGUUAGUCACUCCUUGUUUUUUAUGGUCUUCCUCAUAAAUCUGAAGAUUCCUCCACCAUAAACCGCCAGGAUUA
Messenger RNA from Solea solea (common sole), 2793 nucleotides. RefSeq names its product serine incorporator 1 (gene serinc3). The coding region runs from base 99 to 1538 and encodes 479 amino acids. The transcript has 10 exons. The record is from RefSeq and is a predicted model, not a curated record. NCBI's taxonomy places the organism in Eukaryota, Metazoa, Chordata, Actinopteri, Pleuronectiformes, Soleidae. Gene Ontology annotation, cellular component: membrane.